This is a messenger RNA of Tetrapisispora phaffii CBS 4417, 1575 nucleotides long. RefSeq names its product Bit61p (gene BIT61). Gene Ontology annotation, cellular component: TORC2 complex. The coding region runs from base 1 to 1575 and encodes 524 amino acids. The record is from RefSeq and is a predicted model, not a curated record. The transcript has a single exon. NCBI's taxonomy places the organism in Eukaryota, Fungi, Ascomycota, Saccharomycetes, Saccharomycetales, Saccharomycetaceae. Gene Ontology annotation, biological process: TORC2 signaling.
AUGAGCCAUCAUUUAAAUAGACAAAGAAGUGCGACAACCCUCCUCCCAAAUACAAAUUCUAACGAAUUAAAUGCAAAUACUAAUAGAGCAAGAUUCCACAGUGUUUCUUCUGAUAUCGUUCCCCAGAAGCUAUAUAUUCCCGAAGAUGAUUCACCAAUGCUGAAGUCUGUAAGGUCACCGACCAACAAUGUUCCUAAUAUUUCAAAUGUAGGUUUUCAAUCAAUUUUUGAAGGUGGUGGGCAAAGGAGAUCAAAACAAAGCUUACUCUCUUUUGAUGAAAAUGACAAUCAUUUGAAACAUACUGCAUCACUAAGGAGCAAUCCGUCUAGUUUAUCUUUUGACAAUGACGAUAUCAUGAAGUUUGGAGAUGCAACUUCUAUGAAAAGUGUCUUUACAUCAUCCUCUAGUUUGAAAAAUAGGAGAGCAUCAAAUAUAUUCAGUAGAUCCAAGGAUAUGUCUACUUCCAAUGAUGCCACAAAGAAAUUAAACAACAUUUCAAGGAAACAGAGUGAUGCAAGUGUAGCUCAAUCAUACAAGUCAACUAAAUCAGGGACGUUAUCGAAGGUGGCAAGAAAAAUAUUCCAUCGUAAACAAAAUAGGCAUGAUGGCGAGGUAGCAGUAGAACAAGUUGUUCCAAGUUCGUUAAGUAAGUUUUUACAUCCAUCUUACUUAAUUCAUAGAAAUCAAUCACAAUUUAUUCAUAAUUCAAAUACUUUGGCAGACUCUGGAAGAUCAGUAUAUUCUUUCAACCCGACUUUAACUACUAACCAUUUAGAAAAUAUGGCCUUAAUGAAUAAUGAGGUUAACAACAGUUCCACUAACUCUACGAUGAUGUUGCAUGAUUUAUUAAAAAAUUUACCAUCAUUAGAAGCAAAUUAUAAGAAUUUUAAUAUCCAGGAAUUAACAAUUCUAACGGGCAAUGUAUGGGGUGUAUUCUGUAAUGUUAUUAUAGAACUGUUUAAGAGAAAAAGACUAUGGCAAUUACCUGCUAAAAUUGAGGAUUUUAACAAGGUAUUAAGUUUUUACGCAUUUUUGAAAACUGAUUCUAAAGUUGCAUCCCCCCAGGUAACUUUUCUCAAUGAAUUAGAAGAAUUUAUAUCAUCUUCAUUGUAUGUCCUUGAAAAUCAGAUUAUUUUUAACUACACAAACGAGAACACUAUGAAUACCUUGUUAAAAAGAUUAGGCGUUAUUUGGCAAGUAUUUUAUCAACAAGUCUACUAUGAUGUAAUGUCAGUUCUUCUGCCGUUAGAGGAGAGUUUUAGGACACAUCCAGACUAUUGGGGAUAUAGCACAUACUCUGAUUCUUAUGAAAUGAUAUCUGUUGACCAUAUUCUAUUGAAAUGUUUUAGAGACUGUAUUGUCUUACCAUACUAUCAAAAUUUUGGCAACAGAGAUAAUGGAGUGAGUAAAAGCUUCCAAAUAUAUAUUUACAGUGAAGAAGAAGAGAAUGGUGUCACUGACCAGGACAAAUUGAUAUUACUACAGUGCUUUGGGAUUUUAAGCACUAUACAAGGUAAUGAUGAGAGCCAAAAGAUUCUAGAAGAACUUUUGGAGGGUAUUAGAAUGAGUAUUUAG